AUGGCUGAACUGUCAGUUCCAUUCAGUGGUCGUAUCAGAGGUGGCAUGAGGCCUGGAAAGGAGAUCAUUGUGAUGGGGAUAGUGAAUCCUGAGCCUGACAGCUUUGACAUCAGUUUGGCCUGUGGGUGUGGCACAGUAGAUGAGGCUCCUCCCACUGAUGUGGCAUUGGAGCUCUGUGCCAUGUUCGAGGACCUCCAGUUCCUACGCAAGGCCUGUGUUUCGGGAACCUGGGGCGACGCUGAGAAGCUCAUCCCCUACUUCCCCUUCAUCGAGGACCAACCUUUCCUGAUCGAGGUCCAUUGUGAACUACUGCGUUUCCGUGUAUUUGUGGAUGGACACCAGCUCUUUGAUUUUUACCACCGGGUGCAAUCCUUACUGGACAUUGACACAUUAAGGAUUAAUGGUAGUCUGACCAUUACCAAACUCGGAUAGAGGGAAGAAGGACUGUGUAGGAUGCACCUUACAGAAGUGGUGAUGGAACCUUGCCUGCCACAAUCCUCACACUUAGCAACAAUGUGGACAUUGGCUUGAAAGCAAUGUCUUAGCCUCUUUGAGCCUUAGCUGACAAAAUCGAUUGCAAUGCAAUGUUCUGUCUUUGGAUUUACUAUAGGAUGUAGCCUACCUAUUUCUGUUAGUUGUGAUUUAUUUUUUGUUUCAUGGUAUUGAGUGCUGUUGGUUUGAGAUGGUCAUGAAAUAAAAAAGCUUCCAGGGUAAAAAGAAAACUUUAAAAGAUCAGAGAUCUUGAGCAAAACAUUUUUGGUGUUAAUGAAAGCUCUCAGGAGGAAUUACAUACUGCUCUGAACAUGAGGAUGAAAAUGACAUUUAAAUAAAGGACAUAGUGUGUCCUUUAUUUUAUAACAUUUUGAUUAUAUUGAUUAACUAAUAUUGAUUAACUUAUAAUUACAAUAUACUACAUAUUUCAGUAUAAUAUAAUAUUUAAGUGUAAUUGGAAAUUAAUAAUUGAGUGAUUAUGAAGUAAUUAAUAACUCUGUGGAGUAUUGUGCUUACACAGUGACUUUUCAGCUCUGCAAUAAUUAAAUUACAUUUCUUUUGAAUCAUGGCAUAUUACAAUAAUUUCAUGAACUAUGCCAGUAGAUUAUAUUGCAGGGGCACAGGUUAUUAUUAAAGAGUAGAAUGGUGAUUUUCUAUUCCCUCGCCUUGAUGCUUGACAAUGUCUGUGUAUCUUGAGAAGCUCUUUCAGUGGCCUAUUCAUUUUCAAUUAAAAUAUUUGAA
This is a messenger RNA of Salvelinus fontinalis (brook trout), 1233 nucleotides long. It is a transcript of the gene lgalsla, whose product is annotated as lectin, galactoside-binding-like a. The record is from RefSeq and is a predicted model, not a curated record. NCBI's taxonomy places the organism in Eukaryota, Metazoa, Chordata, Actinopteri, Salmoniformes, Salmonidae. Bases 1 to 432 code for a protein of 143 amino acids. Gene Ontology annotation, molecular function: carbohydrate binding. The transcript has 4 exons.